Gymnodraco acuticeps is the source of this 3325-nucleotide messenger RNA. RefSeq names its product solute carrier family 22 member 6-like. Gene Ontology annotation, molecular function: transmembrane transporter activity. Gene Ontology annotation, cellular component: membrane. The coding region runs from base 533 to 2230 and encodes 565 amino acids. Lineage: Eukaryota; Metazoa; Chordata; Actinopteri; Perciformes; Bathydraconidae. Gene Ontology annotation, biological process: transmembrane transport. The record is from RefSeq and is a predicted model, not a curated record. The transcript has 10 exons.
GUUAUGAGCCCACCCUUGGUUUGAGCUGACUUGCACUGGAACUCUUCAUCCGGAUAUUGUUCCUGCGCAGCAAGGACUCCACAUUCUGCCUCAGUGUUUGGUGAACAAGUCGCUAAUACCUCAAGAGGUUACAUUGCACUUAUAAUCCAAAGUUCUGAAAAGCUGUUGGAAUUUAAGAGCGGAUUUAACAGACUGCACGAACAGCGACCAUUUUUACUUCUUUUUGAUUUUUUCGGCUCGCUUUUAAGGACUUCCUUUUUUGGAACACUUUCUAAGAAUUCUAAUUUAAGUUGACUGCAUCACGUAUAAGUGGUUUUAAUGAUUUUCUCUGGCGCAGCAAUCUUUUUGUAAAUGUUAAUGUUAUGAGAAAAGAUUAUUCAGCAGGUAAGUCUAUUGAAAUUAAAAUUAUCCAAACAUUUUUUAAUUAUAUUUUACUCUUGCCCCUUAUGUUUGCUCCAAAGGAACCUACCAACAACAGGAUGUGCUGUCAUUAACAUAAAGUUAACUUGUGGAGUUUUUGUAGUACACCACUAUGGGGUUUGGGGAACUCUUGGAGCAGGUAGGGAGCACAGGACGCUUCCAGGUCCUGCAUACGACCCUUCUCUGCAUGCCUGUGAUGUUGUUGGCCAGUCACAACCUGCUGCAGAACUUUGUGGCUUUGGUUCCCCCUCACUUCUGCAACGCACACACAAACCUGUCCCAGUCCCAGAUGAGUGCAGAGGAAGCGCUGCUGGUCACGGUGCCGCUGGACCAGACAGGGAAGCCAGAGAGGUGCUUGCGUUACGCGGCUCCACAGUGGCACCUCCUGACAAAAAACAGGAGCUCCAGUUCAGGGAAGGAGGGAGACACUAACGCUGGUUUGGAUGUCGACCUGCAGGGAUGUUCCGAUGGAUGGACCUAUAACAUGACUCACAUGAAAUCCACAAUCAUAUCUGAUUGGAAUUUGGUGUGUGAUCGGCAGGCUUUGAAGCAAAUGGGACAGACGGUCUACAUGGGAGGUGUGCUUCUGGGUGCUGUUGUCUUUGGAGGUCUUUCAGACAGAUAUGGUCGACGCAUCCUAUUGCUUAUUUCUCACCUGCUGAUGGCUGUGUCAGGAACAUGUGCUGCUUUCUCCACUGCCUUCCCGCUCUUCUGCCUGUUCCGCUUUGGCUGUGGCAUGGCUCUGGCCGGCGUGGGGCUCAACACCUUCUCGCUCAUUGUGGAGUGGAUCCCCACUAGUGUGCGAACAAUAGUGGGGACAACGGGAGGUUACUGCUACACAGUUGGACAGUUGAUACUGGCGCUCAUCGCGUACUUCAUCCGGGACUGGAGGUGGUUAACCCUGGCUGUGUCUUUGCCUUUCUUUGUCUUCUUCCUCAUUGCAUGGUGGUUUCAUGAAUCUUCAAGAUGGUUAGUUAUGAGUAAUAACCCUGAACAAGCCAUCAAGAACCUUAAAAGUGUGGCGAAAUUUAAUGGACGGAAGGAAGAGGGAGAGAAAAUCGACAUGAAGGUAAGAGAAUGCCUGCAGGAAACCAUGAAGAAAGAGAUGUCCUGCUCACAACGCACCCACUCUGUCCUGGAUCUGUUCCGCACACCUACAAUGAGGAGAAUGACGAUCUGCCUCAGUGCUGUCUGGUUAUCCACGAGCUUUGCUUACUACGGUCUUGCAAUGGAUCUGCAGAAGUUUGGGGUGGACAUCUACUUGAUCCAAGUGAUCUUCGGAGCUGUCGACAUCCCUGCUAAAGUCGUCAUAGUCGUAUCUAUGAGUUAUUUUGGACGGCGCAUAUCACAAUGUGGGGCUCUCAUCAUCGCUGGAAUCACUGUUUUGAUCAACCUGCUGAUACCUUAUGAUAAACAGACUGCACGCACGUGUAUGGCUGUACUGGGUAAAGGUUGCUUCGCUGCCUCAUUCAACUGCUGCUAUCUUUACUCUGGAGAACUGUUCCCAACAAUCAUCCGUCAGAAUGGCAUGGGCUGGGUAUCCAUGAUGGGUCGGGUGGGAGCCAUGGUGGCCCCGAUGGUGCUUCUCACGGCCGACUAUCUACCUUGGCUCCCGGGUUUGAUCUAUGGCGGCGCUCCGAUCCUCAGUGGAAUUGCUGCAAUAUUUCUUCCAGAAACACUUGGCUCACCCCUCCCCGACACAAUACAAGAUGUGGAGGACAGGGGAACUGGGAGAAGCUCCAAAGUGUCACGAAAGGAAGCGAUAAUCCUGCAAGAAACCCAGGUGGAUCUCCUAAAGCAGACGGCCUGAGGGCAUAUGGAUUCUGCUUCUGAGGUUUCCCUGACAUGUCAAUGAACAUAUCUUGGUUACUGCUUUUUCUCCGGCCUGUUUAUUAGUUUGAUUUCAAUAGAAAGCUUAUUAUGUUGUAUGUCUGCUAGACAGGUGGAGUUGCAAUAAGACAGGGUAAUACAAUGAAAUGAACAGCUGUGAACAAUUAGAUCUGUGUGUGUUUGUGUUAUAGGAGGAUUUUAGUCUGGAUUUGCAUAAAUCAUGUUUUUAUAUUUUAGAAAAUGUGCCUUCUACAGGUGCUUUGCUUUACUGGUAUUUGUAUAACUUCUUAUUACUUGCAAUCUUGUAUUUGAAAACAAAACUAUAUUUUCAAUCAAAUCAGCACCUAUACAUUUAAGUCUUCUCAUUCCCUUUGCUCUGUUGAACUGAAAUACUUUGCACACUUCUUUAUCAGGCUACUUUUAAAUGGGCACUGUCUGAUACAAUUACUGAAACAAGUCAGACAAAGAAGUUUGUGACAAGAGGAUUUACAUUUAACUGGUUUGCGUCUGUCAUUCAUUGUCUGGGCCUUAUGCUAAAAUAUCAAUCAAGGUUCAAGGUUCUUUAUUUUGUCAUACGAACAUACCCAGCUAGAAAAUGUUGGUUCUAAAAACAUUCUGAGAAUGUUACAGUCAUUGUUCUAGGAAGGUUUUCAGCGGGAAGUUUUUGGGGGGCACACUAACCCACUAACAGGGGUUUCAGGGACGGGCAGUGAUGGUCGGUCCAUUCUUCUAUAUGUCUGUCUUUGGUUUUCUAAGCGUUAUUCGAUCCAUAUGACAGUGCUUCUCAAAGUGUGGUCCGCGGACCACUGGUGGUCCGUGAGUGCCCCCUAGUGGUCCGUGAGUAUAUUUGUAACAUUUCACAUUUGAAAUAAAUAAAUACAUUUAAGUUUUCCGCACUCUCGCGGGAAUAUCUCCGCAAUGGAACGAGCUUAAUUUCCCCUCUCUAUUGCAUGAUAAAGCUCAGCGCAACACCUUCAUCGCACAUGUUGCCACUUGUUUGUACCAUUUUCAGGCGAUUUAUAAUCUGUUCUAGAAAAACGAUGUGUUUUGGAAUAUUUGUGGAGUUAGGUGGUCC